AUGGACAACGCAACCGAGCUCGAAAUUACAUCGGAUAUUGUCAAACUGAUUUGCAGUGAAUAUCUAGCACCUCUUCCCACCUUGUUCUUGUAUCAGCGUGUUUGUAAAUCAUGGCAACAAAGCCUGAUCACGGUGCUGGAAGAACAAGGCCCAGCUUUAUUUCAACAUUUACAUUUCGGAAUUAAUAUGCUAACUCCUUUACUAGCAAAAGUGCGAGAAGAUGUUGAUACAAACGAUGAAGAGAAACUGAAGCACCAAGAAUCAGAAAAGAAACCUAGUGAGGAGGAGAACACAAGUGAACGAACGGAUGGGACCAACGAGGCUGAGCUUAAUGCUUCUAUACUUCAAUCAAAAGAUAGUAACGCCUUUAUCAUCAAUACAUAUGGUUAUCGCCUCGAAAUCAAAAGAUACUCACACACCUACUUUCACUCAUUCUUGGACAGCUUUAACAAAUUUGGCAUUGGCAAACAUGUCAAGAAAAUAACUCUUCCUUCGAUUAGAAUCGGUAACGAAUUAAUUUAUUUGUUAUGCAAAUAUUUUGUGAAUUUGCAACACAUUGUCUUUGCUUUGUGUGAGCCAGCCACCUUUAGAAAGAUACGAGAGCUGGUAGAUUGGAAAACGAUUGGACUCGAGUUAUCGAAAGAGAGAAGUACUGACAGCGAUAAUACUGCACCCUAUUCAAUCAAACAGGUCACUCUCAUUACGCAUGAAAAAGUUGAAAAAUACUAUUUUAAACGCGACGCAAGCUACCUAUUAAGCUCUUUCAUCAAGAACCAGCCACCUGUUAAUUUUUAUACCUUAGACACAUUCUGCCCAGAUUGGUUACAAUUCAUUGAUCUUUUUGAGUAUGACGAUCCAUCUUAUGUUUCCUUGUUAAAAACGUAUUCCAUUGAGAAUGAAAUUCCUAAAGAAUUACACACGCAACGAUUUUUAAUCGACAUGUCCGAAUGGGAUGAGUAUGAUGACGAAGAGUUUAACGAAACAUAUAUACAUCCAAUGGUUAAUAUUUUAACAGAACAGUGGAAAGGGGACAUUGAACAUUUUUAUAAGAAUAACAUACUGUCUAUUCAUCAGGUACUUUCAUCUCGAUUAGGCUAUAAUAUUGGACAUGCAUUAGCUGCUUCACUGUGGUUCAAUUUGCAUGAAAACAUUAAUCAAAAGAGAAUAACUGAAGAGAAUGUUACGAAAUGGAGAAAUAGUCAAACAUUGAAAAAUAUAUUGGAAGGACUAAAGUAUUUAAUUAGUAGAGGAUUGAAUGUUGUUACUAAAAAAGACAAGUUCAAAGGUCUUACGAUACUUCAGAUGAUACAAAUGUCGGACCGGCUUGUGAAGAACCAAGGAUGGAGUAUUUGUCCAACGCUACUUGAUGAGGUCAAAGAAAUGAUUCGAUUACAUUCAGUUUCGAACGUGCUUGAAGAUUUUGUCUCGCUAGAUACUGAGCAAACCACCAAGAAAAAAAGAAAAAAGAAAGAGGAAGAUUUUUCAUUCGAAGAGGAAGAGAUAGAUGGUGAUGAAGAAUCCUAUGACGAGGAAGAACAAGAUUAUUCACCAAAGAAAAAGAAAAAAAAGCAAUCCAAAAAGUCUUCCAACACGCGAAAAACGUCAUCCAGGAAAAAGAAAUAG
Molecule: messenger RNA, 1623 nt
Organism: Naegleria lovaniensis
Lineage: Eukaryota; Heterolobosea; Eutetramitea; Acrasida; Naegleriidae
Exons: 1
Coding region: 1-1623 (540 amino acids)
Source: RefSeq, a predicted model, not a curated record